AUGUCGAACCAGAAUUACUACGGCGGUGGUGGCGGCGGCUACCCCCAGCAGCCUAGCUACGGCCAACAGUCUGGUUACGGAGGUCAACAACAAGGCUAUGGUGGCCAACAAGGCUACGGACAGCAGCAGCAGGGCUACGGCCAACAACAGGGUUACGGUCAACAAGGCGGCUACCCUCAGCAGCAGCAAUACGGCCAGCAGCCCAACUACCAAGGCGGCAACCAAAGCCAAUACAACCAGCAACAACCAUCAUACGCCCAGCCCCAGCAAGGCUACAACCAGUACGACAACCGCGGCCACUCGCCCCAACCGCCCCAGCAAUACGGUGGCCACUCCGGUGGUGCGGCCGCCGACUACGCAUCCGGUGCUCCUCACCAGGGCCAAUAUGCCACCGGUCCCACUGGCCCCGGCGGUCCAGGCGGCCCCGUAGGCCCAGACGGUGAACGCGGUCUCGGAGCAACCCUCGUUGGCGGCGGUGGUGCCGCCUGGGCCGCUCACAAGGCCGGCGGAGGAUUCAUCGGCACGGCUGGCGCUGCUAUUGCAGGUGCCAUUGGCGCAAAUGUGCUGGAGAAUGCGUUUGAGAAGAAAAAGAAGAAGAAGAAGAACAAGCACGGUGGUAGCCGUGGUCUCAAGGAUAGUAGCAGCAGCAGCGAUUCCGACUAA
Messenger RNA from Pochonia chlamydosporia 170, 663 nucleotides. RefSeq lists its product as hypothetical. The transcript has 2 exons. Bases 1 to 663 code for a protein of 220 amino acids. NCBI's taxonomy places the organism in Eukaryota, Fungi, Ascomycota, Sordariomycetes, Hypocreales, Clavicipitaceae. The record is from RefSeq and is a predicted model, not a curated record.